AGGGAAAUGGAGUGUGCGCAUGCGCACUGCCCAAUCAGAGCAUGCGGCAGGAGCAUUUAUCAGUUCCCGACAUUCCAGAAGGUCUUCCGUUGUUUUUGUGGAUUAAUCGGAUUUUAUUCUUCACCAUGCGCGCGAUCAUGAAGCUCCUCAUCUGCUGUGUGUUCAUGCUGUUCCUGGUGAACGUAGUUCCAGCUGCAGGUUCUACCACAGAACUCCUGUCAUGCUGCUUUCAGCAGCUUGGUAAUAGAUCAGUGGUGUACAUACUGAACAACACCGUGGAGUCCGAUUUCACACAGUGGACCAGAAACAAGACACCCAUUAAGGAUGAACAUGGCAAUGUGGACAAGAGCAUUGUCAUAGGCUAUGGUCAGAACUGGAUCACUCUAAAUCAGAGUUACUUAGACAUUGUAUUCUACUUUCAGACAUAUGAUAUGAUGAAAAAUCAAGAAGUUCAAUGUACAGAUUUGUGUGAACCGGGAUCAGCUAACCUUCCGAUUGGAGAGAAGCAUGAGACAAAUCAGCGUGAUGGAGGUGACGGAGGUACCGGCCUGAACACCGCCGGAAAGGCUGGAAUUGGUGUUUCUGUCUUCAUUUUCAUCGUCAUAGGCGUGAUAUGUGGGAUACAAUGUUACAGGAAAAUCGGCAGGUUCUAGGCUGUCGUUCAGGACGAUCAGCAGGAAGCAGCUGACUGACUCACUUUAGUGUUACACUGGCUGUAUAUUAUUAACUAAUUCUCUAGCACUUCCUGUGUAUGCAUUUAUAGAGGUGUUACGUUCUUAUUUACUGGAUUAGCAAGCUAGCAUCCCAAAGUCCAGGCUUUAUGUUAGAUAAGCAGUUCCUCUCCAGCUCACAAGAUUAUUUUAAUAACAAAAAAUUCAUAAUGAACUUCUGUAUACACUUUUACAAGUCUGUUUUGAAUCUUACUGGCUAACAUUCUUUUUAAAAUGUAUUGCGUUCUUUAGACACACACACACAUUUUCAUAAAUAAAAAAAAUAGGUAGGAUAUAUUUAACCAAAAUCAACAGUCGCAUUUCACAUUAACAUUAUCAUUAACAUAACCCUGAGCCUAGGUAGAUUUUAAUAUUUACACACUUCAUGCAAAUUUAUUCACCUUUUUAACUGCCACAGAGAACUGUGAGGCACCCAGAAUGCUGGCGAGGAAGGAAGGGUAUAUUCGACGCAUCAAGACACACACCUGAGACGUUGGGACACUAAUCAGCUAAUGCUGUUUUUUAAAUGUACUUUUUAAAUUGAAUUUACUUAUAUUAUAAGCUUGCUUUAUUUCUUUUAAUGAAAUGUUUAGUGAAAUGUACUUGUUAGCAGAGAUGCUCAGUAAGAGUGUCUUUGUGUAACAGAGGCAGUUGGCUGUUCAUGCAAAUGUUAGCUAGCGAUAACUAGCAAGCUAGCAUAGUGCCACUCUUUUAUACACCUCAUUGUUCAGUUUAUUAUCUAAAAAAAAACUCUUAGACAACUCUUAGCUUUUAUCUGAAAUUAACAAGACAUAAAUUUUGAUAACAACAACAGUUCUAAUAAUGCAAAUACUACUGCUACUAGUACUACUAAUAAUAAUAUUAACAAUGCCGGGUGUCUCUGGAUAUCUGGAAAGGUCACACAUUUAUAAUGAAUAUAUAAGGACAUCUAUACGCUAUCAGCCUUUUGGCUAGUUUGCUAAUAUUUUCCGAUAUUAUCACGACAUUAUUUUACUACGUUGCUAAAUCAGUAGUUCUGGCAACAUUCAGCUGUUAUGCUGCCUUCCUUCUGAAUGGGACACUACCGUUAUAUCACUGGAGAAAACGUUGUGUUAAUUAGUAAUAAAUUUAUCGUGUGAUAUUAGUGUAUUUAUUGUUGUCUUCGAAUAACAUUCCACAGUGUGUGUGAGCGGAUUUACAGCCAGAAUAUACAUUUCAGCCUGACAUAUUGUCGUUCCAUCAAACUGUCAGACGGUGGCGCUGGACUAAACACCGCUCCUCACGCCAGCCGAUAUCACACAACAAACGUGCUUAAGAUCAAGAUCAGAAUCGAGCGGAACCGAGACACGCCCCCGUUCUAGAUAAACUCCGCCCCCGUGUGCUUAACUUCUGAAUAGUGUUGAAGUCAGUAGUUACGUCUGAGGUCUAAAUACUGAUGUGUGGAAUUUCAGUGUUUAGGAGAUGAUCUCAGAGAUGAACUCUACUCUUAUAUUAUCUUAUUGUAUAACUGAUUACUGACGUUAUAUUAUAGACAAUGAUUAUAUAUAUUAAUAUCCACUUCUAUACAUAAAACUAAUAUGAACUAUUAAUAUUCAUGCCAGUUCUAUUAUUAUUAUUAUUAGUAGUAGUAGUAGUAGUAGUAGUAGUAGUAGUAGUAGUAGUAGUAGUACAGUACUUCCGUGAAGUGAGUACUUGUGUCUGAUUUUGCCUUUUUUCCCUUCAGAUGGAAAAUUUUAUGCCAUGUCAUUUUGAUCUUUUGUAGAAUUCGAUCAUCCAGUCAAUUAUUCCUCUCAGUUCCUCGUUCAUGUUUUAAGGCUAAAGGUGACCAGGCUUUCUCAGUGGCUGCUCCUAAGCUUUGGAAUAGACUUCUUCUAUACAUUAGAGCUUCCUCUGCCAUUUCUGUGUUUAAAUCCUCUUUGAAGACUUAUUUGUAUUCUUUAUGUUUUAAUCGAGGGUGUAAAUUUUUCAUUCUUCCUUUUUGGUUUUUGUUUACUCAUUUAAUUUGUUUUAAUUCUGUUUUAUGUUUUAUAUUUCUUGUGCAGUGCUUUGCUUUCAACAUUUGUUGUUUUAAAUGUGCUUUAUAAAUCUGCACUGGUUUUUACUGAUGAUAAUCUAAUUUUAAUAAUGUUUUGUGAUUGUGUGAUUAUUGUUCUGCUUUGCAUAAACACAGCCAAUAAAGUGUGUAACACUG
This is a messenger RNA of Ictalurus punctatus (channel catfish), 2880 nucleotides long. RefSeq lists its product as uncharacterized. The transcript has 8 exons. Lineage: Eukaryota; Metazoa; Chordata; Actinopteri; Siluriformes; Ictaluridae. The record is from RefSeq and is a predicted model, not a curated record. Bases 42 to 653 code for a protein of 203 amino acids.